AUGGACGAACCGACAAAGGCAGAGUAUGAGCUCCAGUCACAGAAACUACGUGUCGAACUCAAGACGUGGGAGACCUCCUGGGCAAAGUCUCACGAUGGGAAGAAGCCGGGCAGAGGCGAUAUCAAAAGCAACGCCGACAUAGCGCAAAAAUACAAGCAAUACAACAAAGUCCGCGACAUCCUUUCAGGAAAGAUUCCUCCACCUUCAAAAGAAGCUCCGAAACCAAAGAAGCGGGACGAUAUCCCCCCCCUCGCGAGGACGCCUUCGAAGAAAACCAGGCACACCGAAACGCCCUCGAAAAGAAGGACGAAUCCCGAAGAUGCCGCCCUCACUAGCACCCCCUCGAUCUCCAGAACCCUCUUCAGCCCCGUGGCUCCAAGAUCGAUUGGACCUACUCCACAGCGCGAUGGUCGUGUACUGGGAUUGUUUGACCUAAUGGUGGAGCGUGAGCUCGGAACACCGUCAAGAAAGAACAUCAACACCUCUGCCGACGCCAGAGUAAUGACGACACCAAGAAAACGUGCGACACCCAUGGACGAGGAGGAUGAUGCGAAAUUUGGGCGGACGCCAAUGUCCACGAGCAAACGGCAAAUGCUAGACAGCUUCAUGACACCUCUGAAGAACAAAGAUGUCCCUGCAGCAGACGCCAAAACACCAACAACUGUUUCGAAGCUUCAGUUCAGCACCCCGUCCUUCCUCAAAAGACACACCCAGCCACCACCCAGCAAGAGCGAUGACUUCACAGCGCCGCCCCUGCGAUUACCUCGGAAACCACUGGUUCGUGGCCUCAGUGCUAUUGUAGCAAGUCUCAGAAAGGUGGAAGAAGAUAACUUGGAUAACGAAGACGAACUCGAGGCUCUACGGGAGGCGGAAGGCGAAGUUGUGCAGCCUAAAGUGCCUCCGAAGCCGAAAGCGGAUAUUCUCGCUGCAGACAGUCAGGUCAAUCUUCCUCUUGGAGGGUUUGAUGACGAGGCUCUUUACGACAGUCCCGAUGAAGAGCAGGUGGGACGUGAUGGAAUGCCGCUAAGGGUAUACAAGAAGAAGGGGCAGAAACGAACGACGAGGAGAUCCAACAUGAAGCCUGUCCACGUUAAACGGCCAUCGGCUCCCGCCGAGGAAGAGGCACAAGAAGGAGACGAAGAAGAAGGCGUGCCAAAAACACAAAACAGUGGUGAUCCAGAGGACGACUAUGAUGAGCUCGCGGGCUCGGGUUCGGACACAGAGUUUGACGAGUCGGCACCAAAAACCAAGUCCAAGAAGAAGGAAGAAAAGAAGACGGAGAAGGUCGGGGCGGUCAAGAAGGCCGUCAGAAAGGUGAACGCAAUGGCGCAUACGAAUUUCCGGCGAUUGAAACUGAAGAACAACGGCGCGAAAGGCGGGCCCGGAUACAACAGCAAGUUCAGAAGACGACGCUGA
Messenger RNA from Colletotrichum costaricense, 1416 nucleotides. RefSeq names its product DNA replication regulator SLD2. Lineage: Eukaryota; Fungi; Ascomycota; Sordariomycetes; Glomerellales; Glomerellaceae. Bases 1 to 1416 code for a protein of 471 amino acids. Gene Ontology annotation, cellular component: DNA replication preinitiation complex. The transcript has 2 exons. Gene Ontology annotation, biological process: DNA replication initiation; DNA replication; double-strand break repair via break-induced replication. The record is from RefSeq and is a predicted model, not a curated record. Gene Ontology annotation, molecular function: DNA replication origin binding; single-stranded DNA binding.